GUGAUCGUUGGGGAAAGGGGAGGGUGGUCGGGGCACCUCCGGCACCGGGGGAGGGGAAGAGGGUGUGGGCGGCGACCGACACUCAGGGGGAAGGGGUUGGGCAGGGCUGGCAGCAGGCCGUGGUGGCACCGUGGCAGGGGGCUGGCCUUGGUGGUUUUUGGUUUUUUUAAUUUUAUUUUUAUUUUUUAAGCCAAUUAUACGUUGAAAUGUGUCUUGUAACCUGUAAUAUUAGGUUGGAUGGGGCAAAGUUGGGAACUUGGGAUUAAUAAUGGUGACUAAUUUUCCAAGCAAAAGCCCACUCAUAAAACUUGCCAAAUUGUGAUGCCCUUUGCAACAUUCUCUGAUUUCUUUCCACUACCCCCGACGCUUCCUUUGCUUCACUACUCGCAGACGUCGCAGCAGAAAACCCCUAAAACCUUACUUUCUCUCUUCUCUGCAUCAAUGGCUGACAAACCUCAAAUGGCGGCCAUUACACUUGGUGGAAAAGCUUCAUCUCUCUCAUCUACCUCAGUUUUUUUGAUAUCCAAUAAGCUCUCUCAGGUACGUAUUGAUUCCUCCAUUUUCGAGAGAUUAUCAUCUUCUUCGAACAGUAAUGUCGUUUCUCCUUCAAUCAAGUAUCAGAUCGAAUAUCCUAAAUUUCUAACUUUUGAAGAAAUCAGAGCUUCUGCGACUAUUCUAUUGUCCAAGCUUUUGCUGUCUGCUUCCCCAAUUCGUAUUGAAAUCCCCAAUUUGAUAUGCAAAACCCUAAAUUCUGAAUCCACUUCUUUAGUUUUUGAGUCAAUUGAUGUUACUGAAGAGGAGAAAUGUGUGUUAGAUGCGUGUUUAUCUGUAUCUGUGUUAGAUGGUAUUUGUGCGUUGUUGGAUUAUGGGGCCUCGUGUUUGUCCCCUGUAUCGGAGAUGGUGGCGGCUUUGUCGUGUGAGGCGUCGAAGGCAAAUGUAUCGGCUUUUAAUUUGGUUGAUUCAGGAGAUGGGAAAUGUGUGAAAGAUGAAGCUAGUGUUGCUAGUGAUCUUAAGGUUUUGCUUAAUGGGUCCAAAUUGACUGGUAAGGUUGAGGUUGAUGCGGUUUCGAGUAUUCCGAAGGUUUACGGGAGUUUGAGGGCUUCUGCAAGGGCUGUGCACUCGAUAGCUAGGGCCGAGUUGAAUUCGGUAACUAAGGGUAAUGUAGGUGGAACAGGGGAGGCGUGGGAAUCGGUUUUGAUGUCGUUAGAAUCCGUGCUUAGGAAUUUGGGUGAAAGUAGUUUGAGUAGGGCGGAUUUGAGUGUUAGUUCCAUUGUUAGUGAUGGGUUACAGUCAAGUUUGAAAAGCCUGAUUGAUGAGAAGUGCCCUACUAAACAGAAUUUGCGAGAUGCUUAUAUGAUAGCCUCGAAAGCCGCCUGCGAGAAAGAUUAUGUGAAGUUAGUGCACAAUGUCAAUGAACUGUUUGGCUUGGUAAUGACCGCGGUAUCUUGGGAGAUGAUAACUGCCAUUGCUUCGUUGGAGGGAAGUGAUUUGCUUGACAAGAAUGAAGUUGCUGCUAAUGGAGAAAAUGCUAAAGUAGAUAAGAAGAAAGAUAAAAAGAAAAAGGUGUUCGGGAAGGGGACAUUGGUUGUCCUGGAGCUUGUUAGAGAAAGGUUGCAGAAUGUUAUAGAGGAUGGAGCUGAUGUUCAUGCCAACUUGCAAAAAUUAGCUGAUAAUUUAUGCUCAUUAUUGGACCCCAAGGUUCCUGCCUUUGGCAAUUUCAUAGAGAAAAUAAAAGAAAUUGUCGAAAGCAAUGAAAGCAGAAGACUCCCGAAGAUCCCAAAGGGUACACGCGAUUUUGCUAAAGAACAGAUGACUGUGAGGGAAAAAGCUUUUUCAAUAAUCACAGAUGUUUUCAAGAGGCACGGUGCUAUGGCAUUGGAUACUCCUGUUUUUGAAUUGAGAGAGACUUUGAUGGGAAAGUAUGGAGAAGACUCAAAAUUGAUUUAUGAUUUGGCUGAUCAGGGAGGGGAACUCUGUUCUUUGCGAUAUGACUUGACUGUCCCGUUUGCUCGACAUGUGGCAAUGAAUAGUCUUACAUCAUUCAAAAGAUACCAAAUAGCAAAAGUUUACAGAAGGGACAACCCAUCUAAGGGAAGAUAUCGUGAAUUUUAUCAAUGUGAUUUUGACAUUGCUGGCCAGUUUGAGAAGAUGGGGCCUGAUUUUGAGGUGGUUAAAAUAUUGACUGAGCUUCUUGACGAAUUGAACAUUGGAGAGUAUGAGGUAAAGUUGAAUCAUCGCAAGUUGCUUGAUGGAAUGUUAGAUAUUUGUGGAGUUCCUCCAGAAAAGUUUAGAACAAUCUGCUCUAGUAUUGACAAGAUGGACAAACAGUCAUUUGAGCUAGUGAAAAAGGAGAUGGUUGAGGAAAAGGGUUUACUUGAAGAGACAGCUGAUAUGAUAGGUAAUUUUGUGAAAGAAAAGGGAUCUCCUCUGGAGCUGCUCUUGAAGCUUAAACAGGAAGGAAGCGAUUUUCUGAAACAUGAAGGAGCAGCCCUUGCAUUAGAUGAAUUGGAACUGUUAUUCAAACUCUUGGAGAAAUCGAAGUGUGUAGAUAAAAUCGUUUUCGAUUUAAGUCUUGCAAGAGGUCUUGAUUACUAUACCGGGGUGAUAUUUGAAGCUGUCUUUAAAGGAACCACACAGGUUGGAUCCAUUGCUGCUGGUGGACGCUACGACAAUCUUAUUGGGAUGUUUGGUUCAAAGCAGGUUCCUUCAGUUGGUGGUAGUCUGGGAAUAGAACGUGUAUUUGCAAUCAUGGAGCAAAACCAGAAAGAUCAAAACCAGAUUGUACGCGCUAAUGAAACCCAAGUUUUGGUGGGUGUAGUGUCACGACCUGGCAAAAGUGUUGAAGAUGACUUGAUUUUAGCUGUUGAAUUGGUUAAUGAACUGUGGCUAGCCAAAAUAAAAGCAGAAUAUGUAACUGUCAAAAAGGUUUUCAAAAUAUUUGAGCGUGCAGAAUCAUCAGGGAUUCCUUUUGCCGUUAUGGUUGGAGUGCGUGAUCUGAAAGAAGGAAUUGUGAAAUUGAGGGAUGUGAAGGCCAAGACUGAGGAAGAAAUUCCCGGUGAUAAAAUGGUUGAGGUGCUACUGAAACGAUUAGAGACCUCAUCUUGAAACAACAGUAGCCUGUUCCAAUUAAGCAUAGUUCAGUAGAAAUUGUGGUCCAUUUUAUCAAAGAAUUUUGGGUUUACUAAUUCUUCAUACAUCAUCAAUGAUUAAUGUGAAUCAUAGACAUUUACACUUACACUUUGUACGGAUCUUGUAACUUUCUCGAUUUCUUCAUUUUGUUCAUUGUAAAACUGAUUGGUUACCUUCAAUUCUGGGAAGGCAGUGAGUUUGAUCCAAUGAUCCAUGUACUGGAAACUGCAUAGAUUCGUAUGAUAUAGUGUAAAAGUCUUGCUUUAUAGGCCUUAUAGCCUAUUGGCAGUCAACCUCAACUAUAUUUUGUUUAAUCUAA
Molecule: messenger RNA, 3448 nt
Organism: Chenopodium quinoa (quinoa)
Lineage: Eukaryota; Viridiplantae; Streptophyta; Magnoliopsida; Caryophyllales; Amaranthaceae
Product: histidine--tRNA ligase, cytoplasmic-like
Exons: 7
Coding region: 322-3105 (927 amino acids)
Biological process (GO): mitochondrial translation; histidyl-tRNA aminoacylation
Cellular component (GO): mitochondrion
Molecular function (GO): histidine-tRNA ligase activity; ATP binding
Source: RefSeq, a predicted model, not a curated record